CGCAAUAAUCAUAAAAAUCGGUACGCUGUCUGAAUAUCGCUGUUUAUGAUCGAUUGUUCGCGAGUUAAUCAGAUUGUUAAGUCACAAUCCCCCACCACACUCAUGCUCGCUGUGGUUCACUGUAGUAAGUCGGGAGGCAUCGGCCUCGUUUAAUACAACAGUGACAGUGAGUUAGCGGCUCAGUUAGAAUCGUGACCGGUAGAAAGUUGCCUUCAUUUGAGGAUGGCGUCUGAGAAUACCGUGAUACGCGUGAAGCAAGGCCGAUUACGUGGCACUGCCGAGAAGACCAGCUACGGUGACGAGUAUCUGGCAUUUCGUGGUAUCCCGUACGCGAAACCACCGCUAGGCCCCCUUCGAUUUAAGGAUCCGGAACCCGUAGAACCAUGGACAGACGUGAGAGACGCCACAGAGUACAGCGAUAUUUCCGCCCAGAACAACAUAUUAUCGCAUCAAUUGCGCGGAAGUGACGACUGCCUCUACUUGAACGUGUACAAACCGAUAACGCACCAAGCCUCGAGGAUGUCGGUGAUGGUGUGGAUUCAUGGCGGUGCGUUCGUCCACGGAUCAGGCGACGACGAAUUCUACGGGCCUGAGUACUUCAUGCGAAAAGACAUUGUUUUGGUCGCGAUUAAUUACAGGCUCGGUGUCUUGGGUUUCCUGAAUUUGGAACACGAAGUCGCUGCAGGUAAUCAAGGUUUAAAGGACCAAGUGAUGGCCCUGAAAUGGGUACGUGAAAAUAUCUCGAGCUUUGGUGGAGAUCCCAACAAUGUCACUAUAUUCGGAGAAAGCGCCGGCGCUGCCUCGGUUCAUUAUCUAACUAUAUCUCCAUUGUCUCAAGGAUUAUUCGACAAAGCAAUCAUACAAAGUGGUGUGGCGGUUAACCCUUGGGCUUCGAUAAUCAAAGAGCCGAGCAAGUACGCGUUCCAGUUGGCUGCAAAACUUGGCGAAUCCUCCACCGAUCCUGAGACUGUAGUCGAGUUUCUGAGAACGAUAGAUGUGCAAAAGCUCGUGGCCACUGAAGUUAAGCUUCUCACGCCACAGGAACGUUACGUUCUAUUCUCAUCGUUUGGGCCAGGCAUCGAUGCCAAGUCCCCGAAUCCAUUUAUGCCUCAACAUCCGAUGAAAAUGAGUGAAGCAGGCGUCAAAGUACCUCUUCUUAUCGCGGUGGGAACUAGCUGUGGCUCUGCGGAAGCUAUUCGAAACGUGAACGAAAACUUCGAGCUGGUAAUACCUGAGCAGACGAAGGCCUACUUGAAGAAGGAAGGAAUUAGUUCGAGCGACUUGAAACGAUUGUAUUUCGGCAAUGAACCAAUUGGAGAGAAAACGAUGCAGAAAUACGCAGAUUAUUUCAGCGACAUGAUGUUCAUUCAAGGCAUUCACCACGUUGUCAAUAUCCAAAUGAAGAAUUCCAUUCAUCCUACGUAUUUGUAUCAGUUCAGCUACGAAUCAAGCGAGUCGCUGGUUCGAAUGGCGUUUAAUUUCACUCUGCCAGGAACUGCACACGCAGAGGACUUGCAGUAUUUGUUCUACUCGAAAUUAGCGAAAAGUGUAGGUAUAAAAGAAUACGAGGUUGGAAGCGAGAACUUCAGAGUGAUGGAGUAUUUCAUUCAAAUGUGGACAGACUUCGCGAAAACUGGAAAUCCAACGCCAAAGACCACGGAGUUGAUUCCAACGAUUUGGCAACCAAUGACGGAAGGAAAUGAGUAUAUUUAUUUGAAUAUUAACAAAACGCUUCGGAUGGAAAGCAGCAGUAAAGAAGAACAGAGACACAAUUGGAAGAAAAUUAAAAACAAAUUAUAAUACGUGUAUUAGAUCGCAUAAUUUAACAUUUAUAUUAAAAAAAUGAAACAUUAAGAUUGAAAAUUUAUAUUAUCGAGUAUUUCAGAUUCAUGAGUGUCAUGUGUAUUUUAAUGAAAAAAUAAAAUAUGUUUUCUACAA
This is a messenger RNA of Heterotrigona itama, 1938 nucleotides long. The record is from the annotation of a GenBank genome assembly. NCBI's taxonomy places the organism in Eukaryota, Metazoa, Arthropoda, Insecta, Hymenoptera, Apidae.